Chenopodium quinoa (quinoa) is the source of this 3021-nucleotide messenger RNA. Its product is annotated as 65-kDa microtubule-associated protein 3-like. Gene Ontology annotation, biological process: microtubule cytoskeleton organization. The transcript has 13 exons. Gene Ontology annotation, molecular function: microtubule binding. Lineage: Eukaryota; Viridiplantae; Streptophyta; Magnoliopsida; Caryophyllales; Amaranthaceae. The coding region runs from base 616 to 2811 and encodes 731 amino acids. Gene Ontology annotation, cellular component: cytoplasm; spindle. The record is from RefSeq and is a predicted model, not a curated record.
UGGCUGUUCCAAUAACCGAGGGAGCUCCUGGCUCGGUUUUCUGCUUGUCAAAUUUGUAAGGUGCCUCGGGUGGCUCCAGUUCAUUGGUUGGUUGUCCGCGCUCGUGAUCGUCAUUUCCUUUGCUGGUCGUUUAGUUACUAGUUGUUUUUUUGGUUUGUUUGUUAGUGCUCUUUGUCCAAAAAAAAAAAAAAAAAAAAAAAAAAAAAAAAAAAAAAAAAAAAAAAAAAAACUACACCUAACGUUGAUAGGGUUGGGUUAGAGUAGACUUGUGUUUUGAGAAAUCUCUACAAUUGGGCCUUAAUCCAAAUUCCAAACCCUUUACAUUACAAUUUUGAUUUUUUAAAGUUUGGUCAUAAUUGGAGUUUUGUAACGGGCAUUACAGUCCUUUUCUCCAGUCACUGUUUUUUUUCCUUUUUUAUUUUUGAAUUUGAACAAAGUCAGAUACUUUGAAGAGAAGAUCUCACUCUCUUCUUUUAACGGUCGAAUUUUUCAAACACCUCUCUUUCUCUCUCAUCUCUCUCUAACUCUUUCUUUCUCUACCUUCCAUUUUCUGAUCAUCUUCAACCUCUAAUCUUUCAACAAGGCUGUUGGGUUGUGCUUCUGUGUUGAAUUAAGAUGGCUGUGGUCCCGACCGAUCCGAUUACACAAGUGGAAACGACCUGUGGAUCUUUAUUAUAUGAACUUCAGAUUAUAUGGGAUGAGGUUGGUGAAUCUGAAACCGCUCGUGAUAAGAUGUUACUUGAGCUGGAGCAAGAGUGCCUUGAGGUAUACAGGAGAAAAGUUGAUCAGGCUAACCGCUGCAGAGCUCAGCUAUUGCAGGCUAUUGCUGAUUCUGAGGCUGAGCUAGCCGCCAUUUGUUCUGCAAUGGUUGAGAGGCCAGUCCAUAUUCGACAGACUGAACAAAAAGCUGGAAGCCUAAAGGAAGAGCUAGAUGCCAUUCUUCCACAGCUAGAAGAAAUGCGAAAAAGCAAAAUCGAAAGGAAAAAUCAAUUUCUUGAUGUCAUUGGACAGAUUCAAAAAGUGUCCACUGAAAUAUAUGGACUGUCAGGAUAUGAUAGUUGCACAGUUGUUAUAGAUGAAAAUGACCUGUCUCUGAGAAGGCUCGAAGAAUUGCAAAACAAGCUGCAGUCCCUACAGAAGGAGAAGAGUGAUCGCCUGAAGCUUGUCAUGGAACACUUGAAUGAUUUGAGUUCAUUGUGUUCUGUCCUUGGGUUGGACUUUAAGGGAACUGUCAGAGAACUUCAUCCAAGUUUAGCUGAUUCUGAAGAAUCGCAUAGCAUAAGUACUGAAACACUUAAGCAGCUGGAGUCUGCCAUAUUUAGAUUGCGAGAGCUUAAGCUUCAGAGGAUGCAGAAGCUUCAAGAUCUUGCAACAAUGUUGAUCGAGCUUUGGAAUCUAAUGGAUACACCAUUUGAGGAACAACAACCUUUUCAACAUGUCACAUGCAAUAUUGCUGCAUCUGAAGAUGAGAUAACUGAGCCCAAUGUCCUUUCAGAAGACUGCAUAAAAUAUGUUGAGGCAGAAGUUUCAAGAUUGGAACAGCUGAAAUCAAGCAAGAUGAAAGAACUUGUCAUGAAGAAGAGAACAGAACUAGAAGAGAUUUGCAGGAAGACACACUUAGUUCCGGAAGCAGAUUGUGAAACAGAACAUCUCAUGGCAGCAAUAGAAUCUGGAGCUUUGGAUCCUGCUUCUGUUCUCGAACAAAUUGAGUCGGAAGUUUCCAAGGUCAAGGAAGAAGCAUAUAGCCGCAAAGAAAUACUUGAAAAGGUUGAAAAGUGGUUAUCAGCCCGUGAGGAGGAAGAGUGGCUUGAACAAUAUAAUCAGGAUGACAACCGGUACAAUGCAAGCAGAGGUGCUCAUCUCACCCUUAAGCGUGCUGAAAAAGCUCGAUCACUAGUCAACAAACUUCCAGGAAUGGUGGAGGCACUGGCUGCAAAAGCUCAUAGCUGGGAGAAUGAAAGAGGUGUUGAAUUUAUGUAUGAUGGUGUUCGUCUUCUUUCCAUGCUUGAGGAAUACAUGAUAUUGCGGCAAGAAAAGGAGCUAGAAAAGAAAAGGCAAAGGGAACAGAAGAAACUCCAAGGGCAAAUAAAUACGGAGCAAGAGGCACUUUUUGGCUCAAAACCAAGCCCAUUAAAGAGUGCCAAGAAGCCUUCCCGAAGAAUGUCUAUGGGAGGUCCAGGAGGAGGACCAAAUCGAAGGCUCUCCUUAGGAGGUAACAUGCACCAAACUCCGAGGCCUGAUUCAUCUCACUCAACUAGAGCAACACCGAGUUCCCGUUCUGUCAGAAAGGACGACAACAAUGGAGGACAAUCAACUGCGAGGAGGGCACUAGACAUUGCCAAUCUCCCGACUAGAAACUUCACAUUCAGUGGUCGUGAAUCUGACCCUACUACUGUGGCACGAAGACCUUUCUCCCCUAUUUCUUCUGUGGCAUCAUCAAGAGCAAAUGGAGAUUUCUUUGACGAUCAGAACAUACUGCAAAACAACAGUGUACAGAAAUCUCUGGCCAAAAACGAGACAUCCCAGAAAGUAGCUAGUGUAAGCAACACUUCAGUAGUUACUCCUUCAAAGAAGAUCCCAGCUGGUGAUGAAGAAAACCACACUCCCAACAAAAUGUUGUUCCCUCCACCUACAACGCCUAUGACAGUUUCAGCUCCCAUGCAAACAUCGAUGACUCCAGCUCCUUCGAAACCUCUUUUUGGUGAUAAUUUGGUAGGAGAAAAGGAUGAAGAAAUAGAAUACUCAUUUGAGGAAAGAAGAGCUGGCUUUGUGCUGCCUAGCACACAUCUAAGAAGAGCUCUACAAGUAUGAAACCUUAGGAAAACCUUAGUGGAUUUGGUUUUUUUUAUUUUUUUUGUUUGUUGGAAAUAUACUUUAGAUGAUGGUGAAGUCAAAUAAUAUCUGGCUGCUUAACCUUUCGUCCCACUUGUAAUAUAACCUGCGAGUUGUAAACUCUAAAUUGUUCUAAUCAACUGGACUUCUUAGUCCCUUGACCCUUGUUGAUGAAAUUUGAUAAUUCAA